Messenger RNA from Melanotaenia boesemani (Boeseman's rainbowfish), 2586 nucleotides. RefSeq names its product scinderin like a (gene scinla). Gene Ontology annotation, molecular function: phosphatidylinositol-4,5-bisphosphate binding; actin filament binding. The coding region runs from base 137 to 2293 and encodes 718 amino acids. Gene Ontology annotation, cellular component: cytoplasm; actin cytoskeleton. The transcript is spliced from 17 exons. Gene Ontology annotation, biological process: barbed-end actin filament capping; actin polymerization or depolymerization; actin filament severing. Lineage: Eukaryota; Metazoa; Chordata; Actinopteri; Atheriniformes; Melanotaeniidae. The record is from RefSeq and is a predicted model, not a curated record.
GCCUCUCCAUCUGUGGGUGGAUGUCUGAGCGGUUAAAAACAGACGUGAGUGCUGGCAACCUGCAGAAACCUGGAAGAACAACAGCACAGCUUCUCCACACCCAGCAUCUGACUUCUCGUCGCAGGCUCUGAGCACCAUGGUACACAAAGAGUUCCAGACUGCAGGGAAGAAGCCCGGUCUGCAGAUAUGGCGGGUGGAGAAAAUGGACCUGAAGCCCAUCCCUCCUCAGCUCUAUGGAGACUUCUACACUGGAGAUGCAUACAUCGUGCUCUACACCACCCCGGCUCCAUCUUACAACAUGCAUUCAUGGAUUGGCAGUGAAGCUUCCAAGGACGAGAGUGGAGCUGCUGCCAUUUUUAUAACCCAGCUGGAUGACCACCUGAAAGGAGCUGCAGUACAGUUCAAUGAGUUUCAGAACCAAGAGUCAGUCAGCUUUCUGGGUUACUUCAAGUCUGGCAUCAAGUACAAGAAAGGAGGAGUCGCCUCGGGCUUCCAGCAUGUCGUGACUAACGACAUGAAUGUGAAGCGUCUGCUGCAUGUCAAAGGUCGUCGGACGGUCAAAGCCACGGAGGUGGACAUGUCCUGGAGGAGCUUCAACAGAGGAGACUGCUUUAUCAUUGACCUGGGAAAGGACAUCUACCACUGGUCUGGAAGUGACAGCAACCGCUACGAGCGCCUGAAAACCACUCAGAUGGCCAACGAUAUCCGUGACAACGAGAGAAGCGGGCGUGCUGCAGUGCACAUGGUAGAAGAGGGUGCUGAGCCAGAGGCCGUCAUCAGGGAACUUGGACCCAUGCCUCAGCUCCCACCAGGAAGUUGUGAUACGUCUGCAGAACAGACGAAGAAGAACCAGGCGUCUCUGUAUCUGGUAUCUGAUGCUGCUGGCUCCAUGAAGACGACUUUGGUGGCUGACAGAAACCCUUUUAAACAAGAAAUUCUCUCCCAGAGUGAAUGCUACAUCUUGGACAACGGGGUUGAUAAUAAUAUAUUUGUCUGGAAAGGGAGGAAUGCGAACACAGAGGAGCGGAAAGCGGCGCUGACCGCUGCACAUCAGUUCAUCAGAGACCGCAACUACUCCCAGAAAACACAGGUUCAGGUGAUGCCCGCUGGGGGGGAGACCACCAUGUUCAAGCAGUUCUUCUAUAGAUGGUUGGAGGGAGAGGCUACAGGCCAGACCUACACGGCAGGCCGCAUUGCCAAGGUGGAGCAGAUUCCCUUUGACCCCUCCAAACUCCACAGCAACAACAUCAUGGCUGCCCAGCAUGGCAUGGUUGAUGAUGGCUCCGGGAAAGUCCAGAUCUGGCGCGUGGAAGGAAGCGAUAAAGCCCCCGUGGACCCGUCCAGCUAUGGACAUUUCUACGGAGGCGACUGCUACCUGGUGCUGUACUCCUAUAACAAUGGAGGCAAACAGAAGCAUCUCAUCUACACUUGGCAAGGACUGAAGUGUACUCAGGAUGAGCUGGCAGCUUCAGCCUUCCUCACCGUCAACCUGGACGAGUCCAUGGGAGGAGUGGCUACGCAGAUUCGGGUCACCCAGGGCCAGGAGCCCCCUCAUCUUGUGAGCCUGUUUAAGGACAGACCUUUGGUCAUCCACCUGGGUGGGACAUCCCGCAAGAGUGGUGACACCAAGCCUGGCACCACACGGCUCUUCCAUAUCCGCCAGAGCUCCACCAAAGCCACACGAGCUGUUGAGGUGGUACCCACAGCCUCCUCUCUGAACACCAACGAUGUGUUUGUGCUGAAGAAUCCUAAUUCCCUGUUCCUGUGGAAGGGAAAAGGAGCAAGUCCAGAUGAGAUGGCUGCAGCGAAGUAUGUAGCCAGCCUCCUGGGUGGGAACGCUUCUGAGGUGGAUGAGACGAAGGAGCCGGCUGGUUUCUGGGCAGCACUGGGUGGCAAGAAAGACUACCAGACCUCCAAGGCCCUGGAGAAAACAGUCAGACCGCCGAGGCUGUUUGGCUGUUCGAACAAGACCGGCAGGCUGGUGGCAGAAGAAGUGCCUGGUGACUUCACACAGGUCGAUCUGGCAACUGACGACGUCAUGAUUCUGGACACCUGGGAUCAGAUCUUUGUUUGGAUCGGCAACGAUGCCAACAUGGUGGAAAAAACUGGAGCACCUAAGAUUGCCCAAGACUAUGUGAAUUCGGACCCCUCUGGUCGCCGUGGUAUCUCCAUCACCACCAUCAAGCAGGGGCAUGAGCCCCCCUCCUUCACCGGCUGGUUCCAUGCCUGGGACCCCAAGAUGUGGGACAAGGAUCUCCUGAAGUGCAUGCAGGCCUUUACCAAAAAGCAUUAGAAGAUAAAACAUAAAGGUUAUGUUAUUAUACCUAACAGCAUCAGAACCUUGUGAGCUCAGCAUUUCAGACCUUUUUGUAGGUGCAGGAGAAAAUUUCUUGAACUUUCUUUGUUGUUUGUUUUCAUGUCAUUGAUUUGCUUCCAACAAUAAAUUGAAAAAUGUCCUCUAAAAAAGUACCGGAUGUGCUGUCCUCCAGCUGGAAACGUUUUGGAAAAGUAAACAUACCAAUGAAAAUAUGUCUUUCUUGAUUUUGAUUUGACAUGAAACUUCUGAAUAAAAAUACGACCACUCUG